GAAUUAUCAAGCUCAAAAUCAAGGUUUGCAAGGUCUCCCACUCUGUUUGGGGCAAAUGGCACAGAUAAUAAAAAAGAUGCCAAGCUUGCAUUUACAAGACUUCAAAACCUUCUCAAGCUGCCGAAGGCUGCCAAAUGGUGUUAUUUUGAAUGGUUUUAUUCAAGUAUUGACAAAGUUCUUUUUGAGGGUGACAAUGAUUUCUGCAUUUGUCUGAAGGAAUCUUUUCCAAAUCUAAAGGUGAAAAAAAUGAGAAGAGUUGAGUGGAGAGAAGUCAGAAGGUUAAUGGGAAAACCAAGAAGCGUUUGAGGGCACCACAAGAUGGCGUAUUCACAGGGCAAAUAGAAGCAGUUGACACUCAGAAUUGUUCGUACCGAGUAACAUUUGAUAGACCAGGUCUUGGGACACAUUCUAUUCCUGACACAGAAGUAUUGAGUGAAGAGCUGCAGGAAACUAUGCCAUUAUCUUCAUUUUUACUCAAAGAAAGGCCAAGGACAGCAGUAUUYCCACCUACAUACACACCUCCAAGUGGUCUUGGCCUUCAUGGAAGCCCUAGUAUGCUAAAUGAUCCUUUAUUAGGUGCUUCACCUGCAAGGCUUAAGUUACAAGAGGCUUUAAGCCAACAAGGUCAAGGAGGAACUCUUGGCGGAUUCCCGAUUCGCUUCUUAAUUCUUGUGACAAGACUAUCCAAAAUUCUCUUGGUGAAAAAGGAGUGUAUUGAGAAACUUAAAGAGAUGAACACACAAGCAGAAAAAAUGAAAUCAUAUCAGGACCCAAUUGAUAAAGAUUUUCAAAGGAGAUAUGCUUGUGUAGUCUUGGAGCUGGAAAGACUGAACAAGGAUCUCAAUGAUUAUUUGAAUGGUGUACAGGACUACUGUCAAGAGCUUGCUCCAGAACAUGGCCUCCAUACCCUCGACCAAACUGUCAGUGUGAAGAGGAAGUGUGAUAAAGAAGCAGUGCAUUUGGUAGAAGAACAAAAUUGCAAACUCGGAAGCCUCUCUGUUAAAAACCAAUCCACACUGAAGAUAAUAAACAAGCUCACAUCAGUUCUUUUACAAAUAAAGUCAUUAGCAGAGAAUGAGUUGAACACAUUUGAGUUCAAAUCCCUCUCAGACGCUGUUGAGGAAAUUAAAAGUUCYAUAGAUCCAAGUAAUAUCAGCUGUUUUCAAAAUCACGUGGAGAUCCAUGUGGCACACAUUCAGUCUGGACUCAGUCAGAUGGGCAACUUACAUGCAUUCUCUUCGUAACCCCAUGGUAUGGAGUGCUAUGAGAGACAUCGUCACAAAYAGUUUGCCUCACAUCCAUCAGUGGAAGUAUACACCUACUUCAAAAAMCUUUGUCGGGGAGAACGGCGAUUGUCGAAGGGGGAAUGCACGAUCGAAAGGGACUAUGGUUACACUGUUUUGACAAAAUUUCAUUUAUUGGAUUCACCUUGUAUAGAAAUGGAGCCUAAAUCGAGCCAAUGUUUACCACAAACUAUCGUACAGUAUAAAUUCAGUUGUUAUUUCUCAUCAGUUAGCAAAAACAUUGACAUUCGCCAUUUUAUCCGACAAGCUUUUUUGAAAUCGGUGAAUACCAUGUCAUGCCUAGCAAAUCAUGUAAAUAGAAUGAUGAAAACAGUCAAAUGUGAGGGUGKCAGUUGCGUCUCACGCUCACCCGGCAGUGUUUUAAAAAUAAUCAUUUGGAGAGUGGUAAUUUUGUUAAAAAUUUUGUUUAAAGUUUUUGUAUGUAAAAAACAUUAGGCCAAGUUUCUCGUAUGCAUGUGCGUCUGCUUUGUUCAUUGAUGCUUGAGUUUAAAGGGACACUGUCAAUGGAUGACAUGCGCGAGUAAACUUGAAAAYACUAGGCUAGUGUUUUCAAGUUUAUGACUCCAAGUUGGCGCGACAUAAAUCAGAUCGUAAACGUAAGCAGAUCUAGAAUAUUCCAAAGUGCGUCAAAAGCACCACAAAAUGAUUUACCUCGAAGGUUAUAGUUUCAAAGUCCGUUAGAGGUGAGACUGUUACUGCGCAUGUCAUCCAUUGACAGUGUCCCUUUCAGAAUGUGUAGAAAAAGUUUCAUUCGAACAAUAAAAUUGGUAUUAUUUAAAUGGGGAAA
Messenger RNA from Exaiptasia diaphana, 2091 nucleotides. RefSeq names its product protein lin-9 homolog. Gene Ontology annotation, cellular component: nucleoplasm; transcription repressor complex. NCBI's taxonomy places the organism in Eukaryota, Metazoa, Cnidaria, Anthozoa, Actiniaria, Aiptasiidae. The record is from RefSeq and is a predicted model, not a curated record. Gene Ontology annotation, biological process: DNA-templated transcription; regulation of transcription by RNA polymerase II; regulation of cell cycle. Gene Ontology annotation, molecular function: odorant binding; DNA binding.